UUGGCUUUUAAGUCCUACCAAACAUGCUAAUGUAUUCAGAAUUCAAAUACAUCAUCUCACAAAUUACAACACAAAAAACAAAAAGGAAUAGGCUGCCUAAGCCCAAGACUAAACUAUUAAAUUAAGAACAUUAUAGUAUUACACCAUUUACUCCGAAGCUACUUUUAAAACAUUUUUUUAAUAUUUUAUGUUCAAACCUCAUAGAUCCAACUCACAAAUUAGAUUCUCCUGUCUAUAAGCUUGUUCGAGAGAGAGAGAGAGAGAGAGAGAGAGAGAGAGAGAGAGUGGUUUCUCUGGAACAGUAGCAGAAGGUCAAACUUUUCUUCUUUGCUCCAAGUAAACAUUGUUCCAGUAAAAUCUGAGGACUAAUUCUGACUCUGUGAGGCCCACAAUGGAAGAAGAUGAGGCAUGAAUUCACAUGUAAGAUCUCCUUAUGCUGUUCAAAAGUCUUGACUGUUGCAUUCAUCUUCUCAAGAGUACUCAGUGUCAGUCACAUACAAAUUAGAGCAAGAAUCCAACAGGGAGGCCAGUUUUUCUGAUGUCGAUGGUGGUCAACCAGGCUUUUUUGAAUGCUACUCAAAAACAUGGUGUGGAGUGUCUCAGCACGAAAUCAUAAAACUGGUGUUGGACAUUUAACCAGGUAAAACGUUACGCGCUUGUUACACUGUAUCCAAGGUUAAACCUUUACCUGUGUUCCUUGCCACUCUUGAGACUUCAUAACCAGAAAAUCAGGUUUUGGGGAUUCCUUAUUCCGUUGACUAUGGAUGAAGAAGCAAUGCUGUCAGCAGAACCUCCUAAGGAGAUCCAAACCAUUGAUACCAAGUCCCUCACCAUCAAGAUAGCAAAUUCCUGCAAGAAAAAUGGUAAAGAAAUUCGAGCUAACAUUGUGCCCUCAACUCUAGAUUCACUUUCAAAGAACUCGGUAGAAAAUUCAGUAGCAUCGUCUCCGUAUUACUCUCCACUCAUCUCACCUCCAUCCUCAGCAUUUGUUUCAGCAUUACAAUCACCUUACAUUUCUCCAAGGGCCAACGUAGUUACGAGUUCAAAUCCAACCCAAGAAAGUCCCACACCAACCACUACACUCACUCACCCGUCUCCUCCAGUGUCAUACUGUGGAUCACAGUCAGAUGACAUCCCGAGUACUUCCUACACUCCACCUCCCGAAAAAUACCACUAUUCUGAUGACCCCGACAACACAAAGUUCAAAAUUGUGACUUGUGUUCCAGUUUCAGGUCCAGACACGGCUCCUCGUAUUUCAUUUUCAUUUCCUGUUCCUCGAAUUUCCUUUGCAAGAGGCUCUGUUUCACCUGCCUGCAAUGCCAAACUUAGGAGCUGUGAUGUUUACAUAGGCUUCCACGGACAGAACCCAAAUUUGAUACGGUUCUGUAAGUGGCUUAAAUCGGAGCUCGAGGAUCAGGGCAUUGCUUGCUUUGUUGCAGACAGAGCAAGGUAUGCGGAUAAUCAGAGCCAUGAGAUUGCGGACAGGGUUAUUUGCUCUGUGACCUUUGGAGUGGUCAUUGUCACCAGUUAUAGCCUUCCAAACCAUCUAAGUUUGGAGGAGAUCAGAUUCUUUGCACAAAAGAAGAACUUAAUUCCUUUGUUCUUCGACACUGACGCCAAUGAAAUUGCAAGGCUUUUCAACCCACAUUCUGAUAAUAAGGAAUGUAGAGAAGCACUGGAUGGAUUAUUGAGGUCUCAUGAAUUCAGACUGGAAGCGAAUGAUGGGAACUGGAGAAAUUGCGUGUCAAAAGCUGCUGGGAUAUUACGGGGAAAGCUCGGAAGGAAAAGCAUGACCGAAAAGGAAGUAGAAAGUUUUGAGGAGUUACCAUUUCCAAGAAACAAAUACUUUGUUGGGAGGGAAAAAGAUAUUAUGGAAAUUGAGAAUACAUUCUUUGGACAUAGGGAUUACACGGAGCAAGAAUGUACCAUGCCAACAAUUAAAGGAGGAAAACCAGCGCAAUCUGAUGGUCUAGUGGACCAGGAAUGCGAGGCCGACACUGUUAGAGGAGGCAAAUACAUAAGUUUAGAAGUUGGCAGGUGCAAGGAGCCAACUUUGGAGGCUUGGGCUGAACCAGUUAUUGGAAGAAAUUCACAGAAAAGACCUAAAUAUAAAAAGUCUAGAAGUGGGAAAAACAAGAGCUUCGACAGCAGCAUCGUGUGCAUAAAUGGAUCACCGGGAAUUGGAAAGACAGAGCUUGCUUUGGAAUUUGCAUACAGGUACUCACACAGAUACAAGAUGGUUUUGUGGGUUGGUGGUGAAACUCGGUAUUUCAGGCAAAAUGUACUAAACAAAUCGCUCAAUAUGGGGUUGGAUGUGAGUGCAGAUGCAGAGAAGGUAAGAGGGAGGAUCCGGAGCUUUGAUGAACAAGAAUCUGAAGCAUUCAAGAGAAUUAAAAGGGAGCUGUUUCGAGACAUGCCUUAUUUACUGAUUAUCGAUAAUCUAGAGACCGAGAGGGAAUGGUGGGAAGGGAAGGAUCUACAUGACUUAAUACCGAGGAAUACAGGUGGCACCCAUGUAAUUAUCACGACUAGGCUCCCCAGAGUAAUGAAUUUUGAACCAAUUCAACUUCAGCCAUUGCCAUUUUCGGAUGCAAUGAUAUUGAUUAGAGGAAGACGGAAAAAGGAGUAUCCGGCUGCAGAACUAGAAACCCUUGGAAAGUUCAAUGAGAAAUUGGGCAGCUCAAGUUUUGGAUUGUGGGUGAUAGGUUCGCUGCUUUGUGAACUUGCAAUUACUCCAUCGGCUCUGUUUGAGGCAGUGAACAAUGUCCAAUACGAAGAAGCUACUGGCUGCUUUAUUGCAGAUCAACAAUUUCAUAGAACAAAUACUUUUCUAAUGAAAGUCCUGUCUUUUUGUGCUGUUGUGUUGCAGCAAACAAAUGUAGGGACGAAUCUUCUAGCCUCGAAAAUGCUUCAGGUUGGAGCAUGGUUUGCCCCAGCUCCCAUUCCAUCAAGUUUACUGGCCACGGCAGCAAAUUACAUUCCUUCCACCAGAAACAAAUUGAGAAAGUGGACCAAGUGCUUGAAAGUAACUUUCUGUUGUAGCUCAGGUUGUUUAGCAAAUCAACCAUGGAAGAGUGAAGAGGAUUCAGCACUUCUCUUAGUUAAACUCGGUUUGGCACGGAUAGCCAAUAAACAGCCCGGAUGCUGGAUCCAGUUACAUAACAUUACUCAAACAUUUGCAAAAACGAAAGAAGGUUCAGAUGCUGCCAAGGCAACGGUUCAAGGAGUAAGGAAAAUAGGAAAUCCACUAGAAAAUUCAGACCACCUGUGGGCUUCAGCUUUCCUUGUCUUUGGCUUUAAGUCCGAACCCCCAAUUGUCCAGCUCAAGGCAAUUGACAUGGUUGUCUUUAUCAAGAAAACAACUCUCCCUCUAGCAAUAAGUGCCUUCACAACAUUAUCAAGAUGCAACUCGGCCUUAGAGCUUCUGAAGGUCUGUACAAACGUACUAGAAGAAGUCGAGAAGUCAUUUGUGUCUCAGAUACAGGAUUGGUGCCAUGGUUCUCUUUGCUGGAAAAAGGCACUUCAAUCCCACCAGAGAGUGGACGAGUACGUGUGGCAGGAAGUGACAUUGCUGAAAGCUACACUGCUUGAGACGAGAGCAAAAUUACUGCUGAGAGGUGGCCAUUUCGACAGUGGGGAAGAGCUGUGCAGAACUUGCAUCAGUAUCAGGACAGUGAUGCUAGGGCACAACCAUGCUCAAACAUUAGCUGCUCAAGAAACAUUAGCCAAGUUAGUGAGAAUGAGGAGUAAGAUAUGAUGUUGUAUCUCGAAAUAUAAUAGUCUUAUCCACGGACAGACUCGAUUUUGUUCACAUUGUAGUCAUCUGCCAUUAACUAGUUAGCUUAUAUAAAAGCUAUCAAUUCAAUGUACUCUCUCAGAAUCGUGCGAUCAUCGAAUCAUUACUUUCUUGA
Olea europaea var. sylvestris is the source of this 3911-nucleotide messenger RNA. RefSeq lists its product as uncharacterized. The record is from RefSeq and is a predicted model, not a curated record. The transcript is spliced from 2 exons. Gene Ontology annotation, biological process: recombinational repair; signal transduction. The coding region runs from base 761 to 3757 and encodes 998 amino acids. Gene Ontology annotation, molecular function: ADP binding; ATP hydrolysis activity. NCBI's taxonomy places the organism in Eukaryota, Viridiplantae, Streptophyta, Magnoliopsida, Lamiales, Oleaceae.